AUGUCCUUGGAAGACAGAAUCACUAAGCUCUCCCUUCACGAAAAGAGCAGUGAUAUGGUCUCAAGUCCAUCCCGCCCCAACGACCCAAACGGAAAGCCCUACGAAAUCGCGAGCAAAGUCGAAGACUUCCCUAUAAUUCCCAACCCUAAUAUCUUCAACUUUGCCAAUACCCCAAACACCAAACCACCAAGAAAGUCAAGCUCUCGAGACCUGGCUCUGCCUACUUUGGCGGAAUGCGCAGCUCAUCUUGAAUUUCUCGAAACGCUUUUUAUUUUAAGGCAGAAAGUCCUUGUAUCAAAAGAACUUGAUGAUGUAUUCCUGAUUCAUCCUACAAGAGAGACAAAGACUGGUUUUCAGGGCGAUACAAAGACUUUAAAGGAUGAGAAACUCUGGGAGAAGAGACAGGUUAAAUGGCCCAGGUUUGUCGGUUUUGCUGUCGUUCGCUUUCUAGCAUGGCGCGAACAUUUCAAUAGCUCCAAGGUGGAAAUCACACGAGAUAACCUCCCGCCUCUGGAUAUCCUGAUGGUGUGGCACUCGUUCCUUCUCAAUCCUCGGCUGUUCUGCGUCAACUGCUCAGACGAACCUCUUUUCUCUGUCAAAUUUCCGUGGAAAUAUGUUCACAGUGCUAUCGACAAUGGCGAAUGGCAGUUAAGUCUUCAACCCGCGGCUGCAGCCAACUACAAAGAAGCUUCUGGAUUCUCUCCAGAUCUAUUCCAUGACAUAGUUUCGUGGAAAGACCUAGAAUUCAAGAAUCGUUGGGGCAUCUCUCAGCUUGAACUCGGCGGAAGGCGCUGGAAAGAACUAAGUGAGGGCCGAUGUCGAGAGUACGUGAACCACUUUAAUCGUUUCGAUUCGAAGCUCGCCGAGGAUCUUCGCGAUGCAGUUAUCCGUCAGGGCUCUUUUGUCGAAAAGAUGAACUCUUUCAUGUGGAUUCGAAGUCCUGCUCUUGAAGGGACACUCCGCCGCGGCAUCGCCCGCUAUCUCAACUUCUGCAAGCUCCUCAAGAUGUCCAAGACGACAGUUGUACCAACCCUCGACAUCGAUCUUAUCUGGCAUACACACCAGUGUACAGCCACACACUAUGGGCAAGCAAUGAAGGUCUUGGCUGGCAAGUUUGUCAAUCACGACGACACAAUUGAAAAGCCGCAGCUGGGAGAUGGGUUUGCAGAGACAAGAAGAUUGUAUCGCGUGUAUUUUGGUCAGGAGUAUCGUGCUUGUGGAUGCUGGGAUUGUCAGGCUUUGUUGACGGAGCUCGAGGGGGCUUUGGAAAGGGGUGAGGAAGACGUUGAUAUGGAUAUGAUUGCUGCGAAGGUGAAGGAGGAUGUUUUUUAUCAUCGGGCUGUUGAGUGGUCGAGGAGGCAUAAUGUGGAUUUACCGAGACGGCGAGACUAG
This is a messenger RNA of Fusarium sp. VM40, 1392 nucleotides long. The record is from the annotation of a GenBank genome assembly. Lineage: Eukaryota; Fungi; Ascomycota; Sordariomycetes; Hypocreales; Nectriaceae.